CGAAUGCGCGGCUCCUGUUGUCCGUUAGCUCCUGACGUAGAAACUUCGUUUUCCUGUCUCCAUGUGUCAAGGUCACCGCUACCAAUGACAACAUUCCAUAACUCCCAAACAGUUCUAAACGUUAUGGCAUCUGGCGAUAACGCUGUGAUAAGGCUGUAUAUAGAUCAGCAAAGCAACCUCACUGGGAGAUAACAUAUCCUUCACUGCAUUACAUUAUGGAGAAGAAACGCGAUCCAUGGCGUCACGUGAUCGUGGGAGCCUCGCUAUCAACAUUGCUGUUUUGUCCGUCAACUGGUUAUGCCAACGGUGUGUUCCUGAUGGCCUUCAUGAGGACCGGCCUGUAUGACGCCGAGACGGUCUCCUGGCUGGUCUCAGUGUCCAACAUGAUGCAUGCUGUUGGAGGACCUGUUGCCAGUUUUCUGAUCAGCUUAAGUAGUUGCAGAACGGCCAUCAUCAUCGCAGGACUCUCUGCCUUUCUUGGUUUCUCCUUGGGAAGCUGUACUUCGGAUAUGAGGAUACUCUUUGUGACGUUUGGCUGCAUUCUGGGUGUUGGUCGUGGAAUAGCCUUUUCUACUGUAAGUAUCAACAUUGGUUACUGGUUCCGAGAGAACAGCAACAUGGCUUCUGGACUAACGUUUAUCGGAGUGGGCAUAGGAAUGCUUGUACAUCCUCGCCUUGUCCAGGCUUUUGUCGAUUGGUAUGGUGUGAACGGAGCACAGAUGAUGAUGGGAGCCAUCUCGUUUCACACAUGUAUAUGUGGGCUGCUUCUUCGACCUUCUGUCUAUGAAUUGGAGAAAAAACGGUCUGUGGCGACCGAUAAGCUUGAGAGAAGAGGAGAAAGUUGUAAGAUGUCAUGUUUUAAGUCAUUUAUUCAUUUCAAGCGGGCAAUCUUAACAAACUAUCCGUUUCUUCUUAUCGCGUUAGGGGUAUGUUUUUUCAGUAUGGGAUUUUCAAUCAUCUUGACUUUUAUGCCAGACUUCUUCAACUUCAAUGGCGCAACGCCCCAAGAAUCUGCCUUAGCUGUGUCACUUUCAGGAAUGGGAAGUCUGGUAGCACGGAUUCUUGUUGGUGUUAUGACAAACGACCCUGGUAUCGGAUCAGUGCUUGUGCUGGCAGGUAACUGCGGGUUAUCAGCUGUCGUAACUCUACUUCUUCCAUUCAUGGUCCAUUCGACUGAAGGGAGAUACCUCUACUCCAUCUGCAUUGGUGCUUACUUAACGUCGAUAUUUGUUAUCCUUGGACCUGUUACGCUGGAGAAAGUUGGACUGGAGAACCUAGCAUAUGGAUUUGGAUUCAUUCUUCUCAGUACCGGAAUAAUGAACCUGAUAGGCCCACCUGUAGCAGUUCAAGUAAGGAAACUGACAGAUUCCUACUAUGCAGCGUUUGUGUUUGCCGCGGGUCUUCUUCUUGCUACAAGUGUGUGUGUGUUUCUAUCGGAAGUAGUUAAAGACAUAGACUUUGAAAAGAAUAACCCAAAGCGGGGACCUCUGCUGUCGGCGUCUCUAGUCAUCGAUGAACCGUGUGGUUUGUCCACAGUGGGGGAAGCAGCAACUGAUUCACUACUGAAUCAAACUGUUACAUUGAACGAUGGGGAGCAUUUUAAGGAAACGAAUGUAUGAACCUUCUCAGAAGGUCUUUUAUGAUAUUCACACAUGUGAGCACAGUUGACAAUAAAGGCUAUACGACCAUAAGCUACCAGGAACUGGGGAGUUAUCUGGUACUCGCUAGUA
This is a messenger RNA of Haliotis rubra (blacklip abalone), 1730 nucleotides long. Its product is annotated as monocarboxylate transporter 12-like. NCBI's taxonomy places the organism in Eukaryota, Metazoa, Mollusca, Gastropoda, Lepetellida, Haliotidae. The coding region runs from base 216 to 1619 and encodes 467 amino acids. The transcript is spliced from 7 exons. Gene Ontology annotation, biological process: transmembrane transport; monocarboxylic acid transport. The record is from RefSeq and is a predicted model, not a curated record. Gene Ontology annotation, molecular function: monocarboxylic acid transmembrane transporter activity.